AUGAGGCACAGCAAAGCAGGCGCUCUAGGAGCAGAAGCGGACCAAGCUACAGGAGCAGGUCCCGUUCCCGUAAGCGCAGGGCACCGGGAGACCCAGGAUGGCUGUGCAGGUUCCACCACACAACAUACACGAGCAAGGCGACCCGCUGCGAGCAGCCGUGCGCCUGGCGAACAGAUGAGCCGGGAAACUAAGCACUGUACCUCCGGAUUCGGUGGGAUGAUACCGUGCCGGGCACGAGCCGAGCUCCGUACGAGGCACAGACGACGCACGGAUUCAAAACUUUACAUACAAUUUAGGGCUCUUUCAAUUUAUGCGUUUCGUAUCGGACCGCUGCAGUGCCGAAGCGGUGCGUUUGUCGUUCGGCGCACGGCCGGUCGUUUGUUUUCAUACAAAAUGCACGGUGCGGCAACAGCGCGGCGUCCGUACCGCGAACGCUCGACAGCAGCACGGCAACGUCGCAAGCCCCACGUGUUCAGUUCAGUGCGUUCG
Brenthis ino (lesser marbled fritillary) is the source of this 489-nucleotide messenger RNA. Lineage: Eukaryota; Metazoa; Arthropoda; Insecta; Lepidoptera; Nymphalidae. The record is from the annotation of a GenBank genome assembly.